AUGGACUUUCAAACCUUCCUGUUGGAGUGUUGCCAUCCCGAUGAUGAAUACAAUCAGGAUUACAUGAAUGCGGAGGAGGAUGAUGAUUUCCCUGAGGAUGAACAUGACUUGUCUCUCGAACGAGCCGAGCAAUCCACGGUAGCGUCCGAGAUUUACGCCACUCCCGAGCGACUGAACAAGCGGCAGCAACAGCAACAGCAACAGCAACAGCAAUCGUCUCCCGAGCUAAUGGCCAGAAGUCCCGAUUGCAAUCCCAACAUCUUGAGCACGUUGGGCAAGUCUACCAGCAGUACUCCCAUUCGUUAUCGGGACAGUCAUGAUCGUAAUGGUGAGCGUAAUCAUGGCAAUAGUAAUAAUAGCAAUCUCAAGACAAGAGAACAACAAGAAUACCAACACAAGCUGCACAAGAAACCACUUUCCUCCUCCAAACCAGCCACCACUGCUUCUGUUUCUGCGUCUGUCACUCCCGCCACGGCCAUGACGGCAGCCGUCAGUCCCUUUUUGGACGAUUCCAUAUUGGAUGGCGAGUCAUCGUUGCCACUCAAUGUUGAAGGUGAAACGGACGACAUCUUUGCCGAGGCCAGUACCCCCCAACGCAACUUUUUUCAACAGCAGCGCAUGCAUUUGAAUCGAGUACUUUCCUUCAGCAGUGCUGCCUUUGACAAUAAUAGCAAGACAGAUAAUACUGCCACUGCCGUCACGACGACCACUACUGCUUCUGCUGCCGUCACGACUACUUUGGGAGCCGAGGACAGUUUCAACAUUGAACAAAAAGUCAAGUUGCCAACGCCUUCUUCUUCCAUGGACAACAAUGACAAUGAUGGCGAUGAUGAUGCCUUGUCGAUGCAAACGCCCAUCAUCCUCCAGCAAGACUAUACCAACAAACCAUUGGUACCACCUUCGGCCGUGGCGGGAGCACGUCGCCGAAUGCCCAUGGUACCAGUCGGAGCAACUCUUCCACAAGAAGAACAAGAAGAAGAAAUCAGUACCAUGGAUGUAGCAGGACACCAACAACAACAACAACAACAGCAGCAUCAAGAUCAAAAGAGGUCCUCCAUAGUUUCAGCAUUGGUGGCCAAAAUGAAUGCGGCUACUGGAACUGCUGCUGCUGCUUCUUCCAGUCACUUUACGGGAACCACAGCCUCCACGACCAUGUUUUUCAACAAUACUGUUGUACACGAGAAUAGUCGUGAGGAUGACAAUGAUGAGUGGUCGCAAGGGGAGGAUUCGUUACUCAACAUGACGGACGAUGAUCAAAGCGAAACUCAAGAUCAGCAGCAACAAGUCGAAGAAUCCUUCUCCGAUCUUCAACAAGGUCGCAAACAGGAUGCCUUUGAACUCUUUCCGAAUCAUGAAAAUAUGUUUUGCAAACCAAAUGAGGCAAAUGCCCCAACCAUUGUGAAACCUGACGAGAUUGGUACUGAUACGGAUACCAAGGAUGCUGUUGUUGCUGGUACUGUUCUUACAACUACUCCAAAAGAAGACUCCAAGAUUCUUAUUAGACCAAUCGAAACAUCAUCCACUGUCCAUAUCACUCCUAUCAUACCACAAGUGGAUGAAGAAACGGAUCUCAUGGAGGUUGUGGAGAAGAUCAUCGAUGAGAAGAUUGUGAAUGACAAUGUUGUUGACGGUGAUGAUGAUGGCAGUGACUUUGGGGAUGACGGUUUUGAGGAUGAAAAUGCGGAUAUUAGUUUGCCCAUUAUUUUCCAUGAUGAGUUUGGGGAUUUGCCGGAUGGAGAAAUCUUUGACGAUGAAGACUUUGGAUUGCAACAGCAACAAGAGCAGCAACAGCAACAGCAAUAUGGAGUCUAUCACGAGGAGUACCAAGAAGAGUCCACACCACCACCAACCUAUGAAGAAGAAAUGCAAGCGGAAAAGAAGAAAGCUUUACUAUUGAGUUCCAAAACCAAAACCAAGAACAAUAAGAACGGCAACAAGAAGCAAUCCAAGACUACUAAUGCGGACAAAAGUACUGCUACCAGUCGCAAGAAAAAGAAUAGGGUUGGCAAGUCUUUGAAAAUGAAGUUUGCUUCACUACUACUACAAAAGAAGAACAAGGAUGACUACGGAUCCUUGAAGAAUGAGGAUAGUUUUGAAAAGCAAAAGCAAAAGCAAACGCCGAAGGAUAAUCAGACACUGUCAUCAUCAAGGUCGGCGACAGCUGUUCCAACCAAGAAAAAAGAAGUCUCGCUCCCAGCUCCAGUUCUUGCCAAGCCAGCUGAAGCGAAUCCCAUUGCCAUACCCACCAUUCGAACUGCUACUACUUCAUCGUCGUCGAUGAUUCCACCAUUGGCCAUGUCCAAAUCGGAAGAUUCCUUUGUCACUACGACCAACGAUCCAUGGUCCACCGAAACUACCCAAGCUGCCUUUCCGGCGGUCAAGACAGAGCCUACCAAGUUGAAGGCGGCUGCUCCGGCAAGUCCCAUCAAGCUUUGCAAACACGAUACGCCACCGAUUCAUUCACCACCGCCAUCUCCGAGCCAUAACAAUGCUGUCGAGACUGCUGCUGCUGCUGAAGAUGACUCUUGGCAACAACUCUUGGUUGGUGAAACCAACACCAAGGAACCCAUUGAUACGACAAAAGAGGCUCCAUUGAUGGACGAUCCAUGGAUGGCAAUGAUUCAAGAUUUGGACGGCGGAACCAAGAAGAAAUCCCGUGAUGGUGCGGAAAACGCUUCCUCUAGGAACGAGGAUCCAUGGAUGAUGAUGAUUCAAGAUUUGGAUACUUUUGAAAAUGUCACAAUUACACCAACAAGUGAUGCUUUGCCCAUUCAAUUCUCCGGAGACGACUUCUUUUCUUCCUCCAAGGUGGAAUUCUCAUCGCCGCAGCAGGAACAGGCAGAUCAAGAAGGACCACAUGUCAUUCCAUUGGACACGGAAGAAUUGAUGGCUACUCAAGAAUCACCAUCAUCAUCCCCCACUAUUGAUACAUCAACAGUCCAACGACCCAGUCAAAUGGCUCCCAAGCGACGGAUUACUGGAGUGACCAACACCAAGGCCAUUUUUGAAACUGCUGCAUCAUCUUCUUCUUUCAAGAGGCCAUCGCAAGUCAAGAGAACUUCCAGCGCCAAUCUUGUAUCACCGGACAAGGAGGAGUUGCCACAAGAUGCUUCUGCUGCCAAGGAGAAGAAUGCUGGACGAUCUGUCCAAGACUUGACAGAUGCCUUUGAUACCGAGCGAACGCCUAAGAUGGUGAACCGAAAGGUAAGGGCCUGGGAGCAUCCAUCGGGCAAGACCGAGCCAGCCGCCACUCCUCGUCAAUCUCGGGUAUCCAUUCGGGUGGUUUCUGGUGGAGACAAGAAGAGCGAAAGGACUUCUCGAAGUGCCAGCCUUCCAAAACGAGUUUCCAGCGGCAGGGGACGAAACAGCAAUGUCAAUGUCGACAAGGAGUUAUCCGUGCCAAAACACGUCGACAAUGAUUGGGAGAAAGGGACUUCUGUCCAAGAUUUGACCGAUGCCUUUGACACGGAGCGAACACCCAAGAUGGUCAACCGAAAAGUCAAGGCCUUUGAACGGGAGCGUACAUCCGAGAAACCAGAGCCAGCUACCAGGCGGAAUCCUAAUCCUAGAGUUGCCAUUCAUGUGGUCAGGGGUGGCGACAAUGCUCGAAGCUCCAGCCUCACCAAGCGAGUUUCCAGUGGUGGUGAAGUGGAACGAAGCCAUGUCCGAAGUUCUAGCCUCACGAAAAGAGUUCCUCCCAAGAGUUCUCCGUCUCUGCCCAAGAAGGCAGCGCAGCCUGUCAACCCGAUUGAAGUUCCACGGAAAGAACUAGACAAUGUGGAGACAACUACUCGUCGCUCCAGCAAUGUAGGUCAAAUGGCCAACAUCUUUGAUCCACGAAAGGUUUCCAAAGAUAAUGUGAACAAGAUUGCUGGUGCCUUUCAGAAGGAGACCAAAGUAUUUCAAAAGCCAAAGCCCAUUCCUGCAAACAAGACAAGGGGCGACAAACCAUUCGUGAAACGAUCCUUUUCCUCCAAUGCAAUCCCAGCAAAGACACCUAUCGCAGCACCAUUUCCAAAGCGGGCAAGUGUUGCUGCUCCAGUGAAUGUAGCAGGGAAAACUUUCAGUGGUGAAUCAUCUGAAUCCAAGAAGUUGUUUUCCUAUUGGGAACAAGUUGCAGUGACGACUAAGAGCACUCCGAUGCCAACUGGUACUGCCGAAGAGAACGUAGUUGUUGUGGACGAAGGAUCUAAUAAGGAACUGGCUGUGGAUUCAUCGUUUGACUUUUCUGACCCUGAUAGCGAAUCUGGUGUGCCAACCGUCGACGAGAGGGCUUGGGUCAAGACAUCCAAUCAAUCAGAAACUGCUACUUUUUUCUCACUUUGA
This is a messenger RNA of Cylindrotheca closterium, 4326 nucleotides long. The record is from the annotation of a GenBank genome assembly. NCBI's taxonomy places the organism in Eukaryota, Bacillariophyta, Bacillariophyceae, Bacillariales, Bacillariaceae.